AUGGCGUUCCCGGUCACCGUUGACAGUUGCGGCACGCUCGUCACCUUCGAGGCGGCGCCCGGGCGCAUGGUCGUUCACGACAUCAACAUGGCCGACAUGGCGUUCGCACUGGGCCUGCAGGACCGCAUGGUCGGCGUGACCGGCAUCUCGGGCUGGUACAAGACAAGCGCCGAGUUCGACGAGCGUCGGGGCGACAUUCCCGAACUCGCACCCAAAUAUCCGACCAUGGAGAACCUUGUCGCCGCCGAGCCCGACCUCUUCUUCGCCGGCUGGUAUUAUGGCAUGCGCCCGGGCGGCGAAGUGACGCCGGAAACACUGGAAGCGCAGGGCAUCAAGACGCUGGUUCUGACGGAAAGCUGCAUUCACCUGGACCAGGAUCGGCCCGCGGCAUCGAUGGACCUUCUGUUUGACGACACGCUGCGCCUUGGCAAAGUGUUCGGCAAGGAAGCCGAGGCAAGGGCCCUUGUCGAUGACUGGACAUCCAAGCUCGAAGCCAUCCGGCAAUCGGUGCCGGAAGGCGAAGCCACGCGCGUGUUUCUUUAUGAUUCCGGCGAAGAUCAGCCCUUCACGGCAGGCAAAUACGCCAUCACCACCGCCAUGAUCGAGGCGGCUGGAGGGACCAACGUGACCGGCGACAUGGAGACAAGCUGGGGACGCACAUCCUGGGAGGCCGUUGCGGCCGCCAAUCCCGAAUUUCUCAUCCUUCUCGACUAUCAGGGCGGCGAUGGCGCCGAGGGCCUCCUGGCAUUCCUGAAAGCGCACCCCGUCAUGUCGCAGACCGAUGCGGUGAAGAACGAGCGCUACGUGACCCUGCGCUAUGAGGAACUCACCCCGGGACCGGCGAACAUCGACGCGAUCGGGAAGAUCGCCAAGGCGCUGUCACGCUCGCUCACCGGGGCCUAUGGCGAGGCCGGCCCGACGCCGAUCGACCGGAUCGUCGUCGAUCUCAGGCUGCCGCGCGCGCUGCUUGCGGUCAUGGUCGGGGCAGGGCUUGGCGUGGUUGGCUGCCUCCUGCAAACCGUGACGCGAAACGAUCUCGCCGAUCCGUUCCUGUUCGGCCUUUCCUCGGGCGCCGCGGCCGGCGCCGUGCUCGUCAUCACCGUGACAGGCGAUGUGCUUGGCAUAUGGACUCUGCCCAUCGCCGCCUUUGUCGGCGGCAUGCUCGCCUCGGCCAUCGUACUGGUUCUGGUCGCGCGUCUGCGCGAUCAGGGACCGGCACGGCUGAUCCUCGCCGGUCUGGCGGUAUCGUUCCUGUUCAUGGCGGUGACCAACUAUCUCGUCUUUGCCGGCGAUCAGCGGGCAGCGCAUUCGGUCCUGUUCUGGACGCUCGGCGGGCUGGGUCUCGCCCGCUGGGAUCUGCUCCCCAUCGCGCUUGCCGGCGCGGUCGUGAUCUUCGUCUUCGCGCAGGUCAGCUAUCGCCGGCUCGACGCGCUGCUCGCCGGCGACGACACGGCCAGGACGUUGGGCGUGAACGUCGACGCGAUGCGCCGGAUCACCUUUCUCGUCUGCGCCUUUGCGACCGCCGCCUUCGUCUCGAUCACCGGCGUGAUCGGAUUUGUGGGCCUGAUGGUUCCACACCUCGCACGCGGGUUCGUGGGCCCGAUGCACAAAGGGCUGAUCAUCAUGUCGGCGAUUAUCGGCGCCUGUCUGCUGCUCGCCAGCGACAUCGCCGCGCGCACCCUGUUGAUGCCGCAGGAACUGCCGAUCGGCAUUGUCACGACCGCCCUGGGCGCGGUCUUCGUUCUGGGGCUGCUGCGGCGGCUGUAG
This is a messenger RNA of Effrenium voratum, 1767 nucleotides long. Lineage: Eukaryota; Dinophyceae; Suessiales; Symbiodiniaceae. The record is from the annotation of a GenBank genome assembly.